This is a messenger RNA of Trematomus bernacchii (emerald rockcod), 507 nucleotides long. Its product is annotated as hepatic lectin-like. The record is from RefSeq and is a predicted model, not a curated record. The transcript has 3 exons. The coding region runs from base 1 to 279 and encodes 92 amino acids. NCBI's taxonomy places the organism in Eukaryota, Metazoa, Chordata, Actinopteri, Perciformes, Nototheniidae.
AUGUUGAAGGACUACAUUUCAAAAGUUGUUGAAAUCAGAUACAAUUAUUGGAUUGGACUUGUGGAGCGAGAGAGCGAGGGACACUGGAGCUGGGUGGAUGGAACGGACAUCAACUCAACCCCAACUUUCUGGGAUAAAGGUCAGCCUGAUGACUGGGACUUCAGAGAGAACGGAGUGGACUGUGGGCAGAUUCACGCUUCUGUGAGACGCAAACGCAAGAUGUGGAACGACGCAGACUGCAGCCUGACAUAUCAAUAUAUCUGUGAGAGCAGAGUGUGAGAGGUUCCUCCUUUCAAAGGAGAACGUUUGAAACAUGGGGGGGAGUUGCAAGAGGGAGUAGGUUGUGGUUGUAAUUUGUUUGAUCCCGUCAAUUUGUGUCUUUCCAUGUAUUUUAUUUGUUUGCAAUUGAUGACCACGAUGGAAAUUAAUGUUUUUAGUAAUGAUGUAAAGAGACAUCCUCUAUAGAAUUUAUAUCUCAAUGCCUAAUAAAAAUCAAAUCAAAAACGA